This is a messenger RNA of Enterobius vermicularis (human pinworm), 122 nucleotides long. The record is from the annotation of a GenBank genome assembly. Lineage: Eukaryota; Metazoa; Nematoda; Chromadorea; Rhabditida; Oxyuridae.
AUGUUUGAUGUUGUUGUUGUUGUUGGUGGUGGUGGUGGUGGUGGAGGUGGUAAUGGUGCUUCUGAUGUUGUUGAUUUUGGUGGUACUGUUGCUGCUGAUAUUCCUGAAGUUAACGUCUGAUG